Messenger RNA from Clonostachys byssicola, 1326 nucleotides. The record is from the annotation of a GenBank genome assembly. Lineage: Eukaryota; Fungi; Ascomycota; Sordariomycetes; Hypocreales; Bionectriaceae.
AUGGGUCGCCCACCAGCAACCCAGGUCUUUCCCCAUGGUGCCACUAGCAUCAUCGAGUUUAAGGAACGAGAAACACAUGGCACUGAAUUAAAGCCUGAGGAGAAGGGGAGAGGAAGCUCAGAAAGAGAGGAGUUGUGUUCCGACAUCUGGCUUUCAAAACCACUGAGUUCACCACUACUGUCCAAGUCACUCGGUUCAAACGACCGCCAUGAGGUACUCGAUGUGCUUUUCGACCGACAGAGAUUCUUCAGCUUUCAUCAUCACUUCAUGAUUGGGCCGAGUUUCUCCGACCAAUUUCGACACGCAAUCUUGAUGACCCUUCACGAUUCACAGGAGGUAGUGUUGGGCAUACAUCGGAUCUUACUCAAGUUAUUGGAUUUGAAGGAAAAGCCCAAUGACGGCUCUGCCCCCUUUGGGUUCACAGAAGCUGCUCGAAGCCUGAAGUGCCUACAGAGUGUCACAAUUGGGCACUUGAAUGACGCGGCAGCUGUGCUUUUACUGGGGCAGAUAUUGUUUGUUUAUCACGUCAUGGUCAUGGGCACAUCCGCACACACUAUAGCGCAGAACUGCAUUUUAUCAGCAAAGGGCUGGUACCCAAUGCUCAUGGCACAACCUUGCCUCCAACCCAUAUUUAUGGCACCAAUCUUGAUUGAUACGGUUGAAUCUCUGGUACGGCGGCGAAUUCCCAUCAUUGGAAUCCCGCAUGCAUUCUGCGACAAGGAGGACAGAACCAUGGGCCUUUCAGUACCCCUUAUACCUAUACUCUACGACCUAUGCAAGGCCAGCAAUUAUGAUAAAAGUCUAUCGAUAAAUAGAGUCCGCAAUAAUACCGAUAGUCUGGAUAUAAAGAACGACAACUACUCCGAAGUCGAGCAGCGGAUACGGCAGUGGGAACCGUCGUGUCCCCAUACCCUGUUCUCAAAGUAUUCCCACAUCGAAGUGUCCGCAAUGAUGAUGCAAGCCCGGGUCUAUCGCAUUGCUGGGUUACUCCUCAUUCAUAGACUUCGAUACCCACUAGGAGUUGAAGACGAGGAAGGAGCAAGGCUGGCGAUGACAAUCGUCGCAGAGCUCUCGUGCUUCGUGAAAUGGGCCCCUCAGGAAGUGAAAGACAUGGCAGUAUAUUUGCCUGUUUUCUUGGCUAUGAUCGAAGUCCAACAACCGGCGGACCAGAUCUUGUCCCAUUUAGCACCUCAUUCAUUCUUUGGGAACUGUGUGGAUGGACUUAGAGGCUUCGUUAAGCUUACACAAGAUGCUAAAAGAGCCGGAUCUCAAGGGUUAUGGUUUGAUCUGGUCGAUGAGAACCUGUCUACCGGGAUCAUCCCGUAG